Brettanomyces bruxellensis is the source of this 1398-nucleotide messenger RNA. RefSeq lists its product as uncharacterized. Bases 1 to 1398 code for a protein of 465 amino acids. Gene Ontology annotation, biological process: transcription by RNA polymerase II; transcription initiation at RNA polymerase II promoter. The record is from RefSeq and is a predicted model, not a curated record. The transcript has a single exon. Lineage: Eukaryota; Fungi; Ascomycota; Pichiomycetes; Pichiales; Pichiaceae. Gene Ontology annotation, cellular component: transcription factor TFIIF complex.
AUGAGCAGCCCCGUUAAAGAAGAAGAGAAUGCCACAAUUGGAGUGAAAGCGGAGAAGCCAUACUUGGUUCCAACUGAUGGAAAUAAUACUAGUGCAGAAGGCAGCAGCAAGACGGAAGACUCAAGCACUAAUAAUGUGGCAGAAAAGUCUGAUCUUGAGAGUAAAUCUGCUAGCCCUGUAGAAGAUGGGCAAUUAGAUGACGCAAAUGUGAAGUAUGAUGAGGAUGGAAUGCCGAUACCCAGUGGAAUUGAAGAUGUUAAGGAAGAAGACCUUAAAGAAACAGGAGAGACAUUAGACUUGAAUUUAAAAGACACUGAAGACCCAAUUUGGCUUGUCAAGUUAACGCCACAGCUUGCAAGACUAUGGAAAGAGAAAGAUCUAAUGAAUGGGCAGGAAUUGGGACAGAUAAAGAUACAAAAAGGUACGACGCCGCCCAAAAUCUUCUUGAAACUUAACGAUAAGAUUCCAGAAGAAAAGGCACUUGACCAGGAAUACCAGCUAAGACUUACAAAGAAAGUUGUGAACAAUGAAUACAUAUUUAGCGAGACUGAAUUUGACCAUUUCAAGCACAGACUUCUCUACCGAACACAAGUGGUUGAUAUGCCAUACCAGCCAAAGCUGAGAAGUCUGAAUAAGGAGGCUUUAAAUCAUGCAGCCACGUGGACAAGAAGAACAAAAGUUUACAGGAGAAGGCAGCCGGAUUCUGGAAUGGGAACAACGCGGUCCGACAAGUAUGUGAAGAAAAACAAGUCGAAAUUUAAACGUUUUGUUCCAUAUGCGAAGACGAUUCCAAAAAAGACCAAGAUGGUGGGUAAAGUUGUUCAUGAGUGCCAAGUGAUUCCAACAAAGUUAGUUUCAAACAACAAGUUAAAGUUGGCGGCUCAGAAGAGGUUCUUGACUAACAUGGUUAAGAGAAAGCAUAUUAAUUAUUUGAAAAAUGUCGACACAGGUAUAUUGCAGGGAAAAGCUGGACCAAACAUACACACAGGAUCUACUAUUACCCUUUCGAGAGAGCUUGCUGCUAAGAGAGAGGCUGCCAAGACUGAAGGCCGUGCUUCCCGUAUGGACAAGAAGGCUUUGAUGAAGGUGCUUUUCGAAUUGUUUGAUAAGUACGAUUAUUGGACGAUGAAGGGAUUGAAGGAGAAGACUAACCAGCCGGAAGUGUACUUGAAGGAGUGUCUUGAGAACAUUGCCGUUAUGGAGAGACGCGGACCUUAUGCCUUAAAGUACAGGUUGAGGGAUGAGUACAAGAAAAGUAGAGAAGUGGAAAGGAAAGUUCAGCAGGGACUUUCUUUGGACGAAGUGGAGGAAGAGGAGAGAAAGAGGGCACAGGAGGCUGAUGAUGCUGCUGAUGAGGAAGAUGAGGAUGUAGAGAUGGAGGAUGUUGCAAAGUUGUGA